GCAAACACACGGCAGGAAACGUAGCUACUGUUCGGGGUAUUUAAGGGGCAGCCUAACGCAGCCCGGAGAAGUUAUCGCAGCCCGCUGUUCACCUGGCCCUCUCUGAUCCUGUUCUCUUCCUUUUCUGUAGAAGAGCAGAAUAUUCAAGAUUCAACCUACAGUGAUGAACGGUGGGAUCUGUGUGUGCGUGCUGCUGGCAGCUCUUUCCACCAGCUGUCUCGGACGCCCCUCUUCAAACACACAGGAUGAGAGCAGGGCUGCCCAGUCCCAAGUGGACACUGUCCUGUCCGAACACAUGCGCGAAGCCCGCUCCACGCCUCUUAGCGACCAGCAAAAACCCAAAGCAGAGGAGGGUGUGGAUUCCCGGGCCAGCCUGACUGAACUGCUGGCAAGGUUGAUAUCUAGGAAAGGAAACACCCGCAGAAACUCCACCAUAAACAGCCGAGCGAGCGGCCUGAGCGCCAACCACAGAAUAAAGGACAGAGAUUACCUGGGCUGGAUGGACUUCGGGCGUCGCAGUGCCGAGGAAUACGAAUACUCGUCAUAAAGCACACCUGUACUCUGAAAUUCUGAACAGAGAGACAGAGAUUCAUUUCAAUUUGUAGUCUUGGAAGUUGGUGUCUAAAAUAUAUAUAUUUAUUAUGUAUUUGAUGUACAUUUGUUUUUAAACCUAAUAUGAUGCAAUAUAUAGCCUACAUAUGGCCGAUUUUACAGAAAAGGAGAAACUUGUUCAUGUUCCGGUUUCUUUUCAUUUGGUGAUAACGUGGCAUUAAAUUAUUUAAUCACAUACACAUAUUUGUUCAUACAAAGUCCAGUCAUGUGCUCUCAGUGAGGAGCUAUUGGGUGUAUGAGAAUAAAUCCAGCGGUCAACAUUCAAGAUAGUUUGGUAGCUUGGUAUGUUGGGUUUUCUGCUUUAGGCCUAACCUGUGUGAAAUUAUAAGAGUUAUAUACACAUCAGCAGCUCUCUCACUCUCUGUCUCUCCAAUUAUUUAAACUUGGCCUUUUUGUUUUACACCCUGUUUUGCAAUACAUAAACUGCUCAUAGCCUUACACAUUGCAUCAUUGGCACUUACAGCAGGUAAAACGACAUGUUUGUGGAAAACGGACUUUAAUGAACAGCAGAAAAAAUGAUUAGGCCUACUACAGUCCCACAGGAGAUGGUCUACAGAGGUAAUUUAAUUUCUCAGAGAAAAUGUAACGCCGCCGUUCCACGCGCAGAAGAAAGACCACAAAUCGCUCCCUCGCACAAUAAAACGCAACAAUAUGAAACAUCAAAGGGGUGAUUAAGUGAGCAGCGCCAAUUUGCGAUAAGCCUGCAUAUAAAGUCGCUAAAUGAAAUAUACCUAUUUAGGAGGGAUUUAUGGCAGAUAAACGGAACGUUUUUAAACAAAUACCAAGCGCAACAGCAAUGGUAAAAUGAAUGUACAGCCUACAAUCUGAGCUCCAGAGUAUGUGCAACAAAUUAUUAUGUCUAUGUUUUGCGACAAAAUGUUACCUGGACUGGGCCAAUGAGAAGGCUAAUUAUUAAUAAUAAAAAUUAUAUUCACGGUAAUUUCGAGAGAAGGUACACCGAACCAAGGUUAAGAGGCCUGGAUCAACAGAUUUUGGGAGUUGGUCUUUACGUGCCAUUUACUGGGUUUGCGAAACCUGGGCGAAUUACUAAUUUUUACACAAUUAAGCGAGAGCACACUUUGCACAGAAUACAAUGUGCUGGUCUGGGUGGAGCGAUUGGGUGUGGAUAAAGGGCUCAUUGGAAUUUGAGAGAAUCGACCACUUAUUUCGUGUGACUCACCGAUGUCAACUACACAACUCGAAAGCCCCCAGAACAAAUGACUGAAGGCUAGCCUAAUUUUUUUGCUUUGUUUUUAAAAUUUCAUUUGUUCUGUAGGCCUAAGUGAUGCGUAGUUUUCUGGUGCACAUUAACAUUCGCGUUCAGUCAAAAUGAUAGCAUACAGUGGUGUCAGUAAUUUGGCUGUUCAGAUCAAAGUUUCAUAAGUAGGCACUAUAUGUCUAAGCAAUCGAGUCCAAACCCCCUGGAUGAGUCGUGUGUAGAGAGACCUCUUUCGGUGACAGGACGUAGUACAUCCUGUCAACUUAGAAACUUUUCUAUCCACGUUGGUUCCAACGUAUGCACAUAUCCCCAGUUGAAAAGUAUAUUUUAAAUAUUUUUUGAAUAAUGACUAAAACACACAUUUUUUUGGGGAAACUGUAAUUGUAUCACAUUGUGCAUACACAAUAAAGUGCAUACCGUAAACGUGCGAAUGCUAAAUACAUACAAAAACAAGAAGUCUGUUUAGAGAUCCGCUAAAAGCACCCAGUGGUCAUUAAUGCCAGAAAUACCUCCAGACUCACGUAUGCAGAGGUGUAAUGGGGUAUCAGAUAUGGAUACGCAGGGUUACUGACAUGAGACAUGAAAUAUCUAGGAUAAAACAAUUUUCUGUGUGGUACUUGGACAUUAAAAAUAUAAUUAGAUGUAUUCUUUUAUUUGCCGUUUUCUCAGAGUUGGAAGAAACCUUGGAUUUAUAAUGAAUAAACAAAGUAUGAUCAA
This is a messenger RNA of Anguilla anguilla (European eel), 2548 nucleotides long. Its product is annotated as cholecystokinin-like. NCBI's taxonomy places the organism in Eukaryota, Metazoa, Chordata, Actinopteri, Anguilliformes, Anguillidae. Gene Ontology annotation, cellular component: axon; extracellular region. Bases 164 to 547 code for a protein of 127 amino acids. The transcript is spliced from 3 exons. Gene Ontology annotation, molecular function: neuropeptide hormone activity. The record is from RefSeq and is a predicted model, not a curated record. Gene Ontology annotation, biological process: digestion.